AAGAGAAAAUAUUACAAGUAAAAAAAAAACAACAAGAAAAACUUUGAAAAAUAUUUUUUACGAUCAAUUUAUAUUAUAUAUAUAUUUUAUUAUUUUUUCUAUUAGUGACAAAUUUGAUGAAUAAAGGUAAAUGUAAAAAAUCUUCAAGUGUUACAAGUAUUAUCUAUGAAAAUAAAAACUUGAGCGAUUUUUAUUGCAAUUGCAAGGAUAUUUAUAAAUUUACUAAUAAUUUUAAACAGUUUAAAUUAAAAAAUAAAGUUAAUUUUACUAAUUACUCAAAAAAUAACCAGGACGAUAAAAAGAAAAGAAUGUCACCGACUCCCCGACCGCGAAAUAUAGAAUCGUGUAUGUGUGCCAAUUGCAUUAAACGCGAGUCAAAUAAAGUGAUAAAAAGUAUACGUACACGUGAAAUUUCAACACUGCGUUUAGUUAUUCACAGUUCAGAAAUACUGUAUCAUCAAGGUAAUAAAUAUACAAGUGAAGAUAUAGCGCCAUACUGGAAAAAAGAUUCGCGUAUGUGGCUAUGGAAAUCAGUGCGUCUUGAACGUAAACGUAAGAAUACUGAAUCAAAAUCUCUUAUACAUUUUCCAUCACUUAUUUGUCCAUUUCACAAUUUAUCACACAGCAAAAUAAAAUAACUGUAUAAAUUACUAUUAUCAUCAAUGCCUUUAAAAUUAAUUUUUUAUAAUCAAUUCAUUUAU
Messenger RNA from Microplitis mediator, 701 nucleotides. RefSeq lists its product as uncharacterized. The transcript has a single exon. NCBI's taxonomy places the organism in Eukaryota, Metazoa, Arthropoda, Insecta, Hymenoptera, Braconidae. The record is from RefSeq and is a predicted model, not a curated record. Bases 117 to 638 code for a protein of 173 amino acids.